Messenger RNA from Corylus avellana, 949 nucleotides. It is a transcript of the gene RAB7B, whose product is annotated as RAB GTPase homolog G3F. Gene Ontology annotation, cellular component: vacuolar membrane. Gene Ontology annotation, molecular function: GTP binding; GTPase activity. Lineage: Eukaryota; Viridiplantae; Streptophyta; Magnoliopsida; Fagales; Betulaceae. The record is from RefSeq and is a predicted model, not a curated record.
GACCAGAAAGCCCCCAAAGGCCAAAACUCAGUCACCCCCCCUCUCUGUCUCUCUCUCUCUCUCUCUCUCUCUGUGAUCGAAUCCAAUUCCAUAUCCGUACGAUGCCUUCCCGCAGAAGAACCCUCUUGAAGGUCAUCAUCCUUGGCGACAGCGGGGUGGGGAAGACCUCCUUGAUGAAUCAAUAUGUAAAUAGGAAGUUUAGCAAUCAAUACAAGGCGACAAUUGGAGCCGACUUUUUGACGAAAGAAGUGCAGUUCGAAGAUAGGCUAUUCACCUUACAGAUCUGGGAUACAGCUGGCCAGGAAAGAUUCCAAAGCCUAGGUGUUGCUUUCUACCGGGGGGCUGAUUGCUGUGUUCUUGUAUAUGAUGUUAAUUCCAUGAAAUCAUUUGACAACCUUAACAACUGGAGAGAAGAAUUCCUUAUUCAGGCAAGUCCUUCAGAUCCAGAAAAUUUCCCAUUUGUUGUUCUAGGAAACAAGGUUGAUAUAGAUGGUGGAAAUAGUAGAGUGGUUUCGGAGAAAAAGGCUCGAGCUUGGUGUGCAUCAAAAGGAAAUAUUCCAUACUUCGAGACCUCUGCCAAGGAGGGUAUUAAUGUGGAAGAAGCCUUCCAGUGCAUAGCUAAGAAUGCCCUGAAGAGUGGUGAAGAGGAAGAAAUAUACUUGCCGGACACCAUUGAUGUUGCAAGCAGCAGUCAGCAGCGAUCAACUGGUUGCGAAUGCUAAAUAAUAUUGCCUGAUUUUUUUUUUUUCCAGUUAAAUAAAUCAUCUUUAGAAAGUACUGGAAACGAUUUGGACCAUUAAACCAUUUUCAUUGGUAUGUACGAGGCUAUGCUGUACAUUAGUGUGUGAAACAAAUUGGUCUAUUAAUCUUGGUUGGUUUUGGUUAUUGUUGCCUUUGUGUAAGUGCUGCUUUAUUUGAUCAAGUUACAUUGAUUAUGGAUGUUGUUGUU